Messenger RNA from Penicillium canescens, 621 nucleotides. RefSeq lists its product as uncharacterized. The coding region runs from base 1 to 621 and encodes 206 amino acids. NCBI's taxonomy places the organism in Eukaryota, Fungi, Ascomycota, Eurotiomycetes, Eurotiales, Aspergillaceae. The transcript has a single exon. The record is from RefSeq and is a predicted model, not a curated record. Gene Ontology annotation, cellular component: membrane.
AUGGGUACUCAACCAACCAUCGUCCUGAUCACAGGUGCAAGCCGAGGCAUUGGUUACGAAGUUGCCAAGCUCCUCUUCUGGUCACAAAACAAUUAUUACAUUUUUCUCGGUUCUCGAGAUGCAGGAGGUGGUGCUAAAGCCGCCGCAGAAUUGGAUUCCACCGGCGCAUCAGUGGAACCAGUCACUAUUGAUGUAAGCGACGACGCUUCAAUCGAGCUAGCAGCAGAGCAUAUCGCCACAAAGCAUGGACACCUCGAUGUGCUCGUAAAUAAUGCGGGCAUCAACACAGAUCUCGACGUCCUCCUGCAGCAGCAAAAGAAGCAAGAACAGAGCGACCUCGGGGCAACACCAGACUUUGCGAAGCUGCGAGAAGAAAUAAAAUCAAAAGGGACUGAGAAAUUCAACCUUGCUCCGCUUCGGAAACUCUUCCGCGAUGCAUACGAAGUCAACGUCUUCGGCGCAGCAGCAACAACCGAGGCUUUCAGACCCCUUCUUGCGAAAGCCGUAGCCUCGCCACCUCGCAUUGUCUUCGUUUCUUCUCACACGGGGUCGAUGGGUCUGCGGAGUGAACAAUCAUCUGGGAUCUGGGAGAAGCUUCGCAGCCCUUCAUUCCCAACCUAA